This is a messenger RNA of Penicillium argentinense, 2313 nucleotides long. It is a transcript of the gene sec23, whose product is annotated as GTPase-activating protein SEC23. The coding region runs from base 1 to 2313 and encodes 770 amino acids. Gene Ontology annotation, molecular function: zinc ion binding; GTPase activator activity. The transcript is spliced from 7 exons. Gene Ontology annotation, cellular component: endoplasmic reticulum exit site; COPII vesicle coat. The record is from RefSeq and is a predicted model, not a curated record. Gene Ontology annotation, biological process: COPII-coated vesicle budding; endoplasmic reticulum to Golgi vesicle-mediated transport; COPII-coated vesicle cargo loading. NCBI's taxonomy places the organism in Eukaryota, Fungi, Ascomycota, Eurotiomycetes, Eurotiales, Aspergillaceae.
AUGGAUUUCGAAGCUCUGAAAGAUCAAUGGAGCGAUGUGGAAGAUCGCGAUGGAAUUCGGCUGAGUUGGAACACUUUCCCGAGCUCUCGCAUGGAAGCCUCCCGCUUGGUCGUUCCCAUCGCUGCCGUAUACACGCCAUUGAAGGAGAAGCCUGAUUCGCCAUUGCUUCAAUAUGAGCCGGUUACUUGCAAGCAGCCCUGCCGGGCCGUUCUCAACCCAUAUGCGACCGUCGACAUCCGCGCGCGAAUCUGGAUCUGCCCCUUUUGUCUGAUGCGCAAUCCUCUUCCGCCUCACUACAAGGAUAUCACCGAAAACACAAUACCCCCCGAGCUCCACCCGCAGAGCACCACCAUCGAGUACCAACUGGCACGACCCGCUCCGGCGCCCCCGAUCUUUGUUUAUGUGGUGGACACUUGCCAGGAGGAUGAUAGCCUGCAGGCGCUCAAGGACUCGCUCAUUAUGAGCUUGUCAUUGCUCCCCCCGAAUGCGCUGGUUGGCUUAAUCACCUACGGCACAAUGACACAAGUGCACGAGCUUGGUUACACCGAGUGCGCCAAAUCGUACGUCUUCCGAGGCAACAAGGACUACACUGCCAAGCAGGUGCAGGAGAUGCUUGGUCUUGCUUCGGGUAUGCGUCCCGGCAUGCCUCCUCAACAGCAACCGCAACGCCCUCCCCUCGGCCCCGCCGCUCGAUUCCUCCUGCCGGUUCAACAGGCUGAGUUCCAGAUUACCAAUGUUCUUGAGCAGCUCCAGCGUGACCCGUGGCCCGUCGCAAACGAUAGACGUGCUUUGCGUUGUACCGGGGUGGCUCUCAGUGUUGCUGUUGGUCUGCUCGAGACAUCCUUCCAAAAUGCCGGAGGCCGCAUCAUGAACUUCACUAGUGGACCUGCCACAGAUGGACCUGGCCAGGUCGUCUCACCCGAGCUGAAGGAGCCAAUUCGUUCGCAUCACGAUAUCGAUCGAGACAACAUCAAGUUCUAUAAGAAGGCUGUCAAGUUCUAUGAUAAUCUUGCCAAGCGCGCUGCCAACAAUGGUCACGUCGUUGAUAUAUUCGCCGGUUGUCUGGACCAGGUCGGUCUUCUGGAAAUGAAGAACCUCUCCAACUAUACUGGUGGCCACAUGCUGCUUACGGACAGUUUUACUUCCUCCCAAUUCAAGCAAUCGUUCGUCCGGGUUUUCGACAAGGACGCCAAUGAUAAUCUUCUGAUGGGAUUUAAUGCCUCACUCGAGGUGUUGACCACCAAGGAACUCAAGGUCACUGGUCUCAUUGGUCACGCGAUCUCUCUGAACAAGAAGUCAAGCUCGGUUGGCGAGACAGAAUGUGGUAUUGGCAAUACCUGCGCUUGGAAGAUGUGCGGCAUCGACCCCUCCGCCAGCUAUGGCGUCUAUUUUGAAAUUGCCAACCAAGGUGGUCCUGCUGCGGUUCAGCCCGGUCCUCAACGUGGUAUGAUGCAAUUCUUGACAUACUACCAACACUCCUCCGGGCAUUACCACCUGCGUGUGACGACUACUGCACGCCCCCUGAGUGGCCCCGCGGGCGACCCGACGCUAGCACAGUCCUUCGACCAAGAGGCUGCCGCCGUACUUAUGGCUCGAAUCGCGGUCUACAAGGCAGAGGUCGACGAUGGUCCCGACGUACUGCGCUGGGUAGAUCGGAUGUUGAUCAGGUUGUGCUCACGCUUUGCGGAUUACCGGAAGGAUGACCCGACGUCAUUCAGACUGGAAAAGAACUUCACUCUCUAUCCUCAGUUCAUGUUCCACUUGCGGCGAAGUCAAUUCCUGCAAGUGUUCAACAACUCGCCCGAUGAGACCGCUUUCUACCGUCAUGUCCUGAACUACGAGGAUGCUGGUGACUCGCUCGUCAUGAUUCAGCCCACUCUGGACUCCUACUCUCUGGAGGUGGAGGGCAGCCAGCCUGUCCUGCUGGACUCUGCUUCCAUCCAGCCCGCGCAUAUUCUCCUCCUCGACACCUUCUUCCACAUUCUCAUAUUCCACGGCGAGACCAUUGCCGAAUGGAGGAAAGCUGGCUACCAGGACCAGGAGGGCUACGAGAACCUCAAGGCGCUUCUGGAACAGCCGAAAGAGGAUGCUAGGGAACUCAUUGCUGACCGCUUCCCUCUGCCUCGAUUCAUUGUCUGUGAUGCUGGCGGCUCUCAGGCCCGUUUCCUUCUCUCUAAGUUGAACCCGUCGACCACUCACACCACAGGUGGAUACGGUGGUGGCGUGUCCUCGCAGACCAUCUUCACUGAUGAUGUUUCGUUGCAGACCUUCAUGGACCACCUGAUGAAGCUUGCGGUGUCCGGCACUAGUUAA